Messenger RNA from Ipomoea nil (Japanese morning glory), 2427 nucleotides. Its product is annotated as ABC transporter G family member 3-like. The record is from RefSeq and is a predicted model, not a curated record. The transcript has 12 exons. Gene Ontology annotation, molecular function: ATP hydrolysis activity; ATP binding; ABC-type transporter activity. Lineage: Eukaryota; Viridiplantae; Streptophyta; Magnoliopsida; Solanales; Convolvulaceae. The coding region runs from base 256 to 2427 and encodes 723 amino acids. Gene Ontology annotation, cellular component: membrane.
UCUUUGUUCUUUGUGUAUAUGAGCUUUUGAGAUUUAUCUGGAACUGUGAAGUGGGAUUGGGAAAGAUAAAGUUGUGGUCUUUGUCAUCUUUCUAAGUUCUCAAAUGUUCAUGUUCUAUUCCUGGGCUAGUGGUUCUUUUUCAUGGAUAAUAGAUAAAACAGUGGAGUUAAUUUGCUGAGCUAAGAAGUGUUGAAGUAAAUUUCUGUAUAUCACUUUGGGAUCAAGUUCUGCAAUUUUUGGAGAGAAUCUUCAAGAAUGGAAGAAAUACAAUCCCACUCAGAUCAUUAUAGGUCUUCAUCAUCUUCAGCAAGUAGUCCUGCAAGUAGGGUACCCUCAAGUAAUUUCUUUUACCUAAGAAAACCUGGGAUACUUAGGCAACCGAUAUCCUUUGAAGAUUCCCCUGACUGGGAAGACACUGAUAUUGAGGCAAAGUUGGAUGAAGGAGGUGACUCUAUCCAUGCCGCAACUACCCCAGCCUCUCCAUCCCUUUCGAAGCUUAAUAGUGGAUCACUGCCGUCCCCGCCUUUGGCAGAAGGGGCAGUUAUAACAAGGAAGACUGCUGGGGCCUCGGUAGCAUGGAAGGACUUGACUGUUACUAUAAAGGGAAAGAGAAAAUACUCUGACAAGGUGAUCAAAAGCUCUAAUGGUUAUGCAUUGCCGGGCACAAUGACUGUUAUAAUGGGCCCUGCUAAGUCUGGGAAAUCAACUCUCCUUAGGGCCCUUUCAGGAAGGUUACCUGAUCCGGCCAGAAUGUAUGGUGAGGUGUUUGUAAAUGGUGCAAAGUCACGCAUGCCAUAUGGGUCCUAUGGAUAUGUUGAAAGAGAAACUGCUCUUAUAGGAUCUUUGACAGUGCGUGAAUUCCUCUACUACUCAGCAUUACUUCAGCUGCCCGGUUUCUUUUGGAAGAAAAAGAGUGUGGUGGAGGAUGCCAUCCAUGCUAUGUCACUGGGAGAUUAUGGUAAUAAACUUAUAGGUGGCCACUGUUAUAUGAAGGGUCUUCGAAGCGGUGAGAGAAGGCGUGUCAGCAUUGCCAGGGAACUUGUGAUGAGACCGCAUGUUUUGUUUAUAGACGAGCCCCUUUAUCAUCUUGACAGUGUUUCUGCACUCUUGAUGAUGGUUACACUGAAGAAACUUGCAAGUACAGGAUGCACUUUAAUAUUCACCAUUUACCAGAGCAGUACAGAAGUAUUUGGCCUCUUUGAUCGAAUAUGCCUCCUUUCAAAUGGCAACACACUGUUCUUUGGAGAAACACUGGCUUGCUUGCAGCACUUCUCAAAUGCUGGAUUUCCUUGCCCAAUCAUGCAAAGCCCUUCUGAUCAUUUCCUGCGGGCAAUAAACACAGAUUUUGACAGGAUUAUUGCAAUGUGCAAAAAUUGGCAGGAUGACCAUGGAGAUCUAUCAUCAGUGAAUAUGGACACAGCUGUUGCAAUACGUACCCUUGAAGCAACGUAUAAAUCCUCAGCAGAUGCAGCUGCAGUUGAGAGUAUGUUAGUGAAGCUCACUGAGAAGGAAGGUCCGCCUCUCAGAAGCAAAGGAAAGGCUAAUUGUGCAACACGAAUUGCAGUAUUGACUUGGAGAUCUUUAUUGAUCAUGUCAAGGGAGUGGAAAUAUUACUGGUUUAGGCUGAUUCUCUAUAUGCUUCUAGCGCUCUGUAUUGGCACUGUAUUCUCUGGGUUGGGGCAUUCCUUGUCCUCUGUUGGGACAAGAGUUGCAGCUGUAUUUGUAUUCAUUUCGUUCACCUCUCUUUUAAGUAUAGCUGGAGUACCUUCUCAUACAAAAGAAAUCAAGAUAUACAGCUGUGAAGAAUCGAACCGGCAUUCUGGGGCUUUUGUUUUCCUGCUUGGGCAACUUUUCGCCAGCAUCCCGUUCUUGUUUCUCAUAUCCAUUUCGUCAAGUCUUGUCUUUUACUUUCUAGUUGGUUUGCGGGAUGAGUUCGGGUUGUUGAUGUACUUUGUGCUGAAUUUCUUUGUGUGUCUCUUAGUAAAUGAAGGAAUGAUAUUGGUUUUUGCUUCCAUCUGGCAAGAUAUCUUCUGGAGCAUAACGACAUUGGUGGUGGUACAUGUGGUAAUGAUGCUUUCUGCUGGCUAUUUUAGAAUUCGAAGUGAUUUGCCUGGACCAGCAUGGAUGUACCCGAUAUCCUAUAUAGCAUUUCAUACUUACUCUAUCCAGGGACUCUUGGAGAACGAGUACAUCGGGACGUCCUAUGCAGUCGGGCAGGUGAGGAGCAUAUCGGGCGAGCAGGCUCUGCGAACCUCAUACAACAUAUCCGAGGACAGCAACGCUAAAUGGAAAAACUUACUGGUAUUGUUUCUUAUGGCUGUUGCAUACCGCACUGUUGCUUUCGUUUUACUGAAGUUGUGCGUUAGGAGAAAUGUGGCGGGGCGUACACUUUUCUGCUGUAACAAACAUACAAACAAUCCCAAGUAA